UGUAGCUCAAUUCCACAUGACAUAUUAAGGUUAGAUUUAAAUCAAAAUAAGUCUGGUUGUCGGCAAGUAAAUUUUGUAGGAUAAAUUAGAAUAAUGGAUGAAUUCGAUUUGCCGGACGAUCUGAAAGAUGUCGAAGUCAUCUAUUUGCAAGAAGGCGAAGAAAUCGAGGGAAUGGAAGACGACGAUGAUUUUGAUGUACCUGAUGAGAUAGAAGAAGAGGAGGAAGAAGAAGCAGAUGUUAUAGAUUUAUCGAAAGUCUCCUUUUCCAUGCACAGAAACUCUGUAUUCUCCGGAGAGUUGAGCUCUGAUGGUAAAUUGGCUAUAACUGGUGGUGAAGAUGAUAUGGCCUACGUUUGGGAUACAUCAACAGCAGAACUUUUGUUUGAAUGUACUGGACAUAAAGAUUCAGUUACACAUGUCGGCUUUAAUUACAAUGAUGAAUUAGUCGUUACUGGAGAUAUGGGAGGUUUAAUACAGGUGUGGAGUGUCAAAGAGAAAAAGUUGAUUUGGUGCUACGAGGGUGAUGAUUUGGAAUGGUUGGUGUGGCAUCAAUUGACGAAUAUUGUUAUCGGAGGAACUCAAUCUGGGGAUGUUUACGUAUUUAAAGUACCCUCCGGCGAUUGCAAAGUGUUGCCCUCGCACGGAUAUCCAUCGAAUUGUGGGAAAAUAUUACCGGACGGCAAGAAACUCGCCGUCGGCUAUGGAGAUGGUUCCGUGAAAUUGUGGGACAUCAAAACUUGCACGACCAUUUGGAACUGCUCCGAACAAGAUAUGUCCGACGUUACCGCACUUGAGAUUAACGAUGAUGGAUCGUUCUUGAUCGCGUGCCCUUCUGCAAAGGUUAUUAAGAUAGUUGAUGGUAAAUGUUUGUGCACCAUAGUGGACAAGGUAGAAGACGAAAUAGAAACUGCUGUUUUCAAUACGCAAUUGGGCGUUGUGGCCACCGGAAGUUUAAAAGGGCAGCUAUGUGUAUGGGACUUGGGAAGGCAAGUUAUGAGGCAUCAAGCGAGAGUCGAAUGUUCAGUUACGGUGAUGAAAUUUAGAAACGAUGGGAAAUUGUUGAUCGGAGCCACAGAUGGUGCAAUAUACAUUUGCGAUGCUCGGAGCGGUCUGUUGUCUGAGACUCUGACCGGUCACAAACAGGGUAUCCUGAGCGUAUGCUUGUGUAAGGACGGGAAAACCAUUCUCAGUACUUCCGAUGACGGCACCGCCAAGAUUUUUAAUAUGAAGACUGAUUAAGGACAAAAAGUUUCUUCACGAUAUUUAAAAAAUAUAUAUAUAUAUAUUAUUGAAGUUCAACUUUU
Nicrophorus vespilloides is the source of this 1304-nucleotide messenger RNA. RefSeq names its product angio-associated migratory cell protein. The transcript is spliced from 2 exons. NCBI's taxonomy places the organism in Eukaryota, Metazoa, Arthropoda, Insecta, Coleoptera, Silphidae. The record is from RefSeq and is a predicted model, not a curated record. Gene Ontology annotation, molecular function: protein binding. The coding region runs from base 94 to 1239 and encodes 381 amino acids.